Staurois parvus is the source of this 273-nucleotide messenger RNA. The record is from the annotation of a GenBank genome assembly. NCBI's taxonomy places the organism in Eukaryota, Metazoa, Chordata, Amphibia, Anura, Ranidae.
CCUCAACCUCAUAUCUGUCCCCCUCCUCCCCACAUCCACCCCUCCUCUCUCGCUCACCGCCAUCCACGACCUCUUUGUCUCCCACUCCCUCAACCUCCUAACUCCACCUCCCCUGCAGCACUCUCCUAUGGAGGUCUCGUCUGGACCCACUCACCCAGACCGAGCGGCCGCAGAGGCGGUGGGGUCGGUAUGCUCCUGCCACCGCUGAGCACCUUCCAGGUCCUCCCUAACCCCCCCUCCCUAUCCUUCUCCUCCUUCGAAGCCCACUGCAUC